CUAGGUGGGGCAGGGGGUGUGGCGCCGGCGGCAUCGGAGCGUGCGCAGGCGCGGAGGAGCCCCAAGACUCAUGGCGGAGAUGGACCUGGUCGCCGAGUUUCCCCAGCCCUCCGGUGUUGCACGCUGGGCCGAGGUUAUGGCUCGCUUUGCCGCGGGGCUGGGUGCGCAGGGCAGAAGAGUGGUGUUGGUCACGUCCGGCGGCACCAAAGUCCCACUGGAAGCCCGGCCAGUGCGCUUCCUGGACAACUUCAGCAGCGGGCGACGCGGUGCAUCCUCGGCGGAGGCCUUCCUGGCUGCGGGCUACGGGGUCCUGUUCUUGUACCGCGCUCGCUCCGCCUUUCCUUUUGCCCACCGCUUCCCUCCCCAGACCUGGCUGUCAGCUUUGCGGCCCUCAGGGCCAUCUCCUUCGGGCUUACUGAGCCUGGAGGCUGAGGAGAAUGCGCUUCCGGGCUUCGCUGUGGCUCUGCGGAGCUACCAGGAGGCUGCGGCAGCCGGCACCUUCCUGGCCGUGGAGUUCACCACUUUGGCGGACUAUUUGCAUCUUUUGCAGGCUGCUGCCCAGGCGCUCAAUCCGCUAGGCUCUUCUGCGAUGUUUUACUUGGCUGCGGCCGUGUCAGAUUUUUAUAUUCCUGUCUCUGAAAUGCCUGAACACAAGAUCCUGUCAUCUGGGGGCGCACUGCAGAUAACAAUGAAGAUGGUGCCAAAAAUGCUUUCUCCUUUGGUUAAAGACUGGGCUCCCAAAGCAUUUGUAAUAUCUUUUAAGUUGGAGACUGACCCCUCCAUUGUAAUUGAUCGUGCACGGAAUGCUUUGGAAGUUUAUCGACAUCAAGUGGUGGUGGCUAAUAUCCUUGAGUCACGAAGGUCCUUUGUGGUUAUCAUAACCAAAGACUCAGAAACUAAGUUAUUGCUAUCAGAGAAAGAAAUAGAAAAAGGCGUAGAGAUAGAACAGAAGAUAGUGGUUGAUCUUCAGUCUCGACACACAGCUUUUAUACAAGACCAAAACUGAAAGAUCAAAAAAAUAUAGGAUCAGGGCUCUUACAGAUAGUGAGAACUAGAAUAAAUCCUUUGCUUUUUCAUAAAGAUAGAGAAAAUGAAGGGAAAAAGCAGUGAGUGUAGGCAAAUAUGGUUUGAUAUUUGUCUUUUAAAAGGUCAUUUCAUACUCAUUAAAAAUGGAAACAAAAGCAAAGCAGUUAUGACACACUUGCCCGAAUGUCAUCUUGAUUUUGAAAAUGAACACGAGCUGUUUCUCAUCUUUAAAAAGAGUAUUGGGAGUUAUGUUCUUCGAUAUAUACAUGUGGGGCAUGAAUAUCAACCUUCACACUACUAAAUGGAUUAUGGAUGCAAGAAUGGCCAUGCUUUGAAGAUCAAAUGUUUGUUGAUGCCUAUUAUGUGGUCAGCUCUGAUGAUUAUGAGGAUUAAAAAGAUGAAUAAACAUGUCUAGUUUGGGAAAUGGAUAUAUAAAAAAUUAAGUGCAAUAAAGUCUGUGCCCAAAAGCUAAA
Messenger RNA from Pteropus alecto (black flying fox), 1499 nucleotides. It is a transcript of the gene PPCS, whose product is annotated as phosphopantothenoylcysteine synthetase. Gene Ontology annotation, biological process: coenzyme A biosynthetic process. The coding region runs from base 71 to 1006 and encodes 311 amino acids. The transcript is spliced from 3 exons. The record is from RefSeq and is a predicted model, not a curated record. Gene Ontology annotation, cellular component: cytoplasm; nucleus. NCBI's taxonomy places the organism in Eukaryota, Metazoa, Chordata, Mammalia, Chiroptera, Pteropodidae. Gene Ontology annotation, molecular function: phosphopantothenate--cysteine ligase activity.